AGUUGCCAAGAACAUGCAAAGGGAAAAGGACAAUCUCUUCAAUAAAUGGUGCUGGGGAAACUGGAUAUCCACACGCACAACAAUGAAAUGGGACCCUGAUCUUACACUACGUAGAAAAAUCAACUCAAAAUGGAUUAAAGACUUAAACAUAAAACCUGAAACUAUAAGAUUACUAGAACACAGGGGAAAACUUCUUGACAUUGAUCUAGGCAAUGAUCAACUUGGAAGCAUCCUAGGAUGGAAUCUUGGGAAUGCCUAAAGGAGAAGAUCUUGCAUGACUUUCCUUAUAAACAUUAAACUGGUUGAAACAUAAACUAUAGCCCCGUCCUUUGACGUUCUGCUGUUCUGGGAUUUGGGCACUUCUGGCCUCCCGGCGACAUCUGGAGGGGCGCGGGAGCAGGAGUUACGCAUGCGCAGUGCUCCCGGGUUGCGGCGCAGACCGUACGCUCGCGCUCGCGGCUGUGCACACGGCGCGCACCCGUGCGCCCGGCGCUCAGGCACGCGCGCCUGCGUGGACGUGCGCGGUCGCGCUGUCCCGUUGUUCCUGGUUUCCUGGGAGCCGCAGAGCUGACCCUGCGGUCCAAGAUGUCCGAGCUGCCCGCAGACAGCACUGUGCCGCAGACAGGCGAGGCGAGCAGUGACAAAGACGUCCCGCAGGCGGAGGCAGGCGGCGGGAGCCAGGAGCUGGCCCCAGCGCAGCCUGAGGAGGCCGGGGAAAGCCCGAUGGCGGCGGCCAGGCAGGGCCCGGUGGCAGUGGCCAGGGAGGGCCCAGGGGCGGUGGCCAGGGAAGGCCGGAUGGCAGCGGCCAGGGGAGGCCCAGUGGCGGCGGCCAGGGGAGGCCAGGUGGCCAGGGAAAGUCCGGCGGCGGCAGCCAGGGAUCCCCGGGUGGCAGAGGUCGCCCGACUAUUUGGGGAGCAAGUGGAUGAAGAGGUUCCUGAGCCCAGGCCCAGGUCCAGGCACGCACUCGCUGGAAGCCUGGCUGCGUUGCCAUAUCUCCGCCUUCGUCCACCAGUUAGCGUUUUAGGCCUUAAUUACCAGCAGUUUCUCCGCCAAUAUCUGGAAAAUUACCCUAUUGCUCCGGGCAGAAUACAGGAGCUUGAAGAACGCCGCAGGCGAUUUGUGGAAGCCUGCAGAGCAAGGGAAGCAGCGUUUGAUGCCCAAUAUCUGCGUAAUCCUCGGAGGAUGGAUUUUGAUAUUUUAACAUUUACUGUAGCUCUGACUGCAUCUGAAGUUAUCAAUCCUCUGAUAGAACAACUUGGUUGUGAUAAGUUUAUCAAUAGAGAAUAAUUAAGUGAUGAAUACUUCAAGAGAAUCUCUGCAUUCAAGACAGUUUUACCAAUCCUGUAACUUGAUGUUAAGAAGCCAGAGUAUAUUGAGCAUAAGGCGAUGCACAGUUGGGGGGGAAAAGAAGCUUAUCACAAAAAAAAAGCAUCACAAAAGAAAUAGAAAGCAUUAUAAGACUCUGUGAAGUUCUUUGAGUUUGUGAUUGAUCCACAUUCUUUUCCCUGCAUUGUGGAAAAUGUUUCUCAACAUUGCUUCAUUCAAAAGUAUAGAGUGGUUUUAUGAAAUUGAGACUCGAUGAAGAAAAACCACCAAUAAUACAGCCAGUGAUGAUGAAAGAAAUGAAGAAUAAAGAAAUACUACAUGAAAAGAAUAAAGAAUUACAGCUGAGACUUGACGGCUAUGGGCAGAACUUGAAAUUGUCAGAAUAUGUGCUCUCUUCAUGUUAGUUUCAACAGAAGUUUUAGUGUCACAUUGGUUUUGUGUUUUCUGAGGCAUUUCAAGUGGCAAGCAAAGUAAAUAUUGUAUAUAUUACAUGACAAGUCAUGUUUUCAGAAAUACCAAAUUUCUGGAUUUUUUUCAAUUUUUUAUUUUUUUAUUUUUAUUUAAAGUGGUUUUUUUUUUUUUUUUGCUAUAUAAUGUAUUCACAAGCCAAAAAUAUAUAAAAUAUACUGUGAAAAGUCUUCCAUUCUUGUCCUCCUUUACCCAGUACCACAACAGUUCCCCUUCUGCCCUUCUAGUUUCCUUAGGUAUACACAAGCAAAUGCACAUCUUGGUUUGUUCCAUUUAAUCACAAAAGUUGGUAUAUUUACUGGUUGGUACAUUGCUUUUUCAUUAAGAACAUAUCUUAAAGAGUGUUUCAACCCACUGUAUUUACCCAUUCCUUUUUAGAGCUGCUUUUUGUUCCAUUCUGUAGUUAUGUUGUAAUUUACUUAACAUAUUGAUGGACAUUUAGGUUAUUUUGCCUCUUUUUCUAUGGGUAAAAAAAAAUAGAACAGUCCAUCUUGUGUGCAUAUCAUUUGGCAUGUGCACAAAUACAGUAUUGCUUUGGUUCUAAAUGCACUUUUCAUAUUUUAACAUUUCUGAAAUUGGGUUAUAUCUUACAACUGAUGGUGUAAUAUCGCAUUUUGUCCUUGGGUUUUCAUAAAACUAAUGAUGUGUCUUAGCUUCUUAGAUUUUUUUGUUAUAUGUAAUAUCUGUAGGAUAAAUUCCCAGAAGUGGGAAUUCUGGGCUAAAGGUACUCAUUUGAAAUUUUAUAGAUACUGCUAAAUUGCCUUCCAUACGUGUACCUGCUUUAUAUUCCCACCAGCAUUUGAUGAACAUGGAUAUUUAUGUGGUCAACACAAAAGAGCCUCAAAUAUCUGGAUUUUACCAAUAUGAUAGUUGAAAAAAAAUGGUAUAUCAGUUUUAAUUUGCUUUUAUCUUACUAUGAGUGAAAACAGAUAUCUUUUCAUUUAAAGAAUCAAAUAUAUCCCCUUUUCCAUUAACCAUUCUCUGUUCAUAGCCUUUAUCCAUUUCUCUCCUGAAUAAUUGUGUCCUUUCUUUAUUGACUCUGAUAGCUAGUUAUGUGUUAGUGAAAUGCAGCGUGAUAGUGGCUUGUGAUAUGAGUUAUGAAUAUAUUUUUCCCCAGUUUGUCAUUUGGCUUUUCUU
Microcebus murinus (gray mouse lemur) is the source of this 2931-nucleotide messenger RNA. RefSeq names its product EP300 interacting inhibitor of differentiation 2 (gene EID2). The record is from RefSeq and is a predicted model, not a curated record. Gene Ontology annotation, biological process: negative regulation of DNA-templated transcription. NCBI's taxonomy places the organism in Eukaryota, Metazoa, Chordata, Mammalia, Primates, Cheirogaleidae. Gene Ontology annotation, molecular function: transcription corepressor activity. Gene Ontology annotation, cellular component: nucleoplasm.